Molecule: messenger RNA, 777 nt
Organism: Bacidia gigantensis
Lineage: Eukaryota; Fungi; Ascomycota; Lecanoromycetes; Lecanorales; Ramalinaceae
Exons: 1
Coding region: 1-777 (258 amino acids)
Source: RefSeq, a predicted model, not a curated record
AUGCCGAACUAUCAGUCGAACCUAGAUCCUCAAAUUUUGGACGAACAGCACUCUACUGAAGUAGAAUCCAAUCAAGCUGCCUCCGCAAUCAAGCCACUGCCGACAAAGAUCCUGCUUGAUAUUGUACAAGAAGUACAGACAUUCGAACCUGAAGACCGAAUUCAAACAAUCUACAAUCUUCUAUGCGCAAGCAAACAAUGGAAGGACAUCGUGCAGAAGCCUCUAGAUGAUAUGCUGAAUUUGACUUAUUUUCAUGCGGUUGUUUUGCCACCAUGGAUGAUGAGUAUGGAGCAGAAAGACAAUAUACGCGAGAGUCUAUGGCAUAUGGACUCGCUUGAAGCAUAUAAGGAAAGUAUAUGGGCGCUGCCUAGAAAGCUGCGUUCGUCUGCAGUCUUCAGGACCUUUCCUUCUGAGCCUAUCGGUAUCUCGUGGAAUCAGGAUUUGUUCGCAUGCCAAACAACGAUCAUACAAGAUGAUCCGAGCAUUCAGUAUCUCUGGCCUUGCGCGAAGGUCAUUUUCCCCAAACGUGAUGAAGAAGCAGAGCCAAAAAGCUAUAUCUCAUGUUUUCUAUGGCAGGUCGCGGCUACGUCCCUCUACACAGAGGUAAGGUACCGGAUGGACAGGGACAUGAUCGUGAUCUGGUUAGACCCUUGCAAAGAAGGUGGAAUCGAAGCCAGAGAAAGAAGAGAGCUCAAACUCGAAAAUGCAGAGCUACGAGAGAGAUGCAAGAGAUUGUUGGACAGCAAUUCCUCAAAUACAUGGGUGAGGUUCACAUGA